Macrobrachium nipponense is the source of this 1908-nucleotide messenger RNA. Its product is annotated as transforming growth factor beta regulator 1-like. Lineage: Eukaryota; Metazoa; Arthropoda; Malacostraca; Decapoda; Palaemonidae. The record is from RefSeq and is a predicted model, not a curated record. Gene Ontology annotation, cellular component: nucleus. Gene Ontology annotation, biological process: regulation of cell cycle.
UCAUCAGAAGACUACUAGUUCUAAGUUUUAUCUCGGCACCAAAGCAACUUAACGUUAAUCAUGUGUUCUCAUGCUAUAAGAGCUGGUUCAAGGGAUUGAUAUCAUCACGUGGGCAUAACAGCCUAGUCUUUGCCAACUCACGCGUUUGCAAAAUCUUGAAUUACUUGUAGGUUUAGCGUUUAUAAGCCUUCAACAUUGUUUUCGAAGUGAACUUGCCCGUGGUAAGGUGGCGUCCGGUUCGCUAACAUGUGUAGGAGUAUGUUACCCAACCGAUCCAGCUGACUAUCAUUGUUUACCUAAUACCUGAGUCAACUGCAGCAGCAGCUAGCAGCCUAAGUGCCUAACUGCCCUGACCAUAACAAAUGAUAGUAGCAUCGGGCUCGUAUACCUAACAUGUUGCAUGUGAUGAAAUUUUGCAAUUGAAGCCAAUUUUGUGAGAUGGUUAAUUUUGUGGCAUUCGUGAAAUGAAAAGUCACGUUACAUCAGAUCUGUAACGUCUGCGAUUAUCGGAAUUUAUUUAUUUUAUAUUACCUACCUAUACAAGAGGUCGGAGGGCAAUUGUCCUAAGCCCAGAUUCUGAGGGCGAGUGUCGCGAGCAGGAAUGUCAUCUGUUUGGAAUACUGCCGAGAAUCUUUUACUUGGUCCUCCUAGGAUUGGAUCGCCAAGUGCAAGAAAUAAUACCCAUACUCCAACAUCUCACACAGUAGAGAUAGUUGAAGGAAAUGAGGAAAUGUUGGUGUCCUCAGCAUCUUUAGCAACACCUGCUACAGCAUCAAGUACACCUGGUAGUGGUUCUCCUGCACCAACUCCACCUGGAACUGGCCGAAUGAUUGUUGAUAAAGGUCGAGGACGUGGCAUAAGCCUCCCACCUGCAAUAGCAGAAAGACUUGCACGCCAUAGAGCUCAGGAGCAGCAACUUUACAAGAAGAAAGUUAAGCAUUUGAAAAGAAUAAUAAAAGAAUUAGUAUAUGAGAAUGCAGCACUUUGUGAUUUAGUAGCUGAGGUUCAGCAACAAGUGGUGGUAGCAACAGAGGAAAGAGCAUUUUUACUGAAGAGAUUGUGCCAUCACCAAACUACUGCUGAUCACCAUAGUCAGCUCACUACAAAGGGAGCAGCACAACUACAACCACUUUGUUGUCUCCCGUGACAUCUGAGAAGUCAAAAGCAAGAAGAAGCAGCAGUAGCAAACCUAAACGACUUUGUCCUCCCAUAACCUUAGACUCAGCCGGGCGUCCCAUCUUUCCCAUUACUUUGGGUCCCCUCACAAUACACAGUCUGGGGGAGAUUGUUAGCGAGAGAGAGACAUAUCACACGGAACAGUGCAUUUUUCCUGUUGGAUUUUGUUCCUCUAGGAUAUAUGCAAGUUUGCAUGAUCCUUUACGUCCUGUUCUCUAUACUUGCAAGAUCUUAGAUGGUGGCCUUACCCCCAGAUUUGAAGUAGUGUGUGAGGAUGAGGAAGAUGCAGUUGUUGUAGGCAACUCCCCUGCACAGUGUCACAAUCAUAUACUUCAGACUAUCAAUAGCACUCUCGAUAUGGACCUGCUAACUAUAAGCCCUGAGAGUAGUGACAAUGAUGAACGUGGAUGUCGUUUCUUUGGUCUCACUCAUCCCAGUGUCCAGAAUGUUCUGCAGGCUUGUCCAAGGGCAAGGAAAUGCUCAAAAUAUAAAUGGGUGAAAUUUGAGGUAUGUCGAAGUGAAGCAGAAGUUGAGAGUGUCUUCGAAGCUGAAAAAGAAGCAUCUCUGUGUCAUGAAUCACUGUUGAGAAACAUAAGGUUUGCAAGACAUCACGUCACUUCACCAUAGGAUAAAUCUAUAAGUGACCUUCUGCAGCUGAUUAUUGUGGAAAAGAAAUUAUUGUUGAUACUAAAGACUGGCACAUUAAACAGUUUAAAGUAGGAUUUUUCUGGA